This is a messenger RNA of Triticum urartu, 2567 nucleotides long. It is a transcript of the gene PAB7, whose product is annotated as poly(A) binding protein 7. Gene Ontology annotation, molecular function: RNA binding. The record is from RefSeq and is a predicted model, not a curated record. NCBI's taxonomy places the organism in Eukaryota, Viridiplantae, Streptophyta, Magnoliopsida, Poales, Poaceae.
UCCUCACGGUAGGCGUGGCCGAACGGCCGAACCGAACUGCCCGCGACGCCGACAGCCCGGGCCCACAGCGCAGCAGCAGCGGGACGGACGGGCGAGGAAACUGGGAAAGGGAGCGAGGGGUCAGGACUCAGGAGGAGUCCUACUCGUAGCCGAGUCGGGUCGGGUAGGGCUCGGGUGUGUGGGUGGGCGCUGCACGCGAUACAGCCGGGUGGCCAUCGGGUGGUUUGGGGUCGGGACGGGCCGAAACGCACGCGGGGCCGUCGCUCGGCAAACAAAAACCGACCCCUCCUCUCGCCUCGCGGUUUUUUGACCCGUCGUUUCCGUUUCCCGCAUUGCGUUAGGAGUUAGGACGACGACGCGCCGAGAGCCCUAGCCGAUCGAUCAUGGCGGCGGCGGCGCCGGAGGCGGUGGAGGUGCCGACGGAGGAGACGCCCGCGCCCGCGCCCGCGCCCUCCGUGGCCGCGGCGAGCGAUGAUCAGGCGGCGCCGGCUGCCGCGGGAACCAACGCUACGGUGCCCGCGCUCUACGUUGGCGAUCUCCACGAGAACGCACAGGAGGAACACCUCUUCGACGCCUUCAGCAAGGUCGGCGCCGUCACCUCUGUACGCGUCUGCCGCGACAACGCCACUAGCAGGUCGCUCAGAUACGGCUAUGUGAAUUACUUCUCCCAAGCCGAUGCAACGACUGCUUUGGAGCAGAUGAAUCAUAGCCUUAUAUUGGACAAACCAAUUAGAGUAAUGUGGUCAAAUCGAGAUCCCGAUGCCAGGAGAAGUGGCGUUGGAAAUGUGUUUGUGAAGAACUUUGGGGAUCAUGUUGACAAUGUAAUUCUUCAAGAACUAUUCUCCAAGUUUGGAGAGAUAUUAUCUUGUAAAGUUGUUAGAAAUGAGGAUGGCACAAGUAGAGGCUAUGGUUUUGUUCAGUUUGCAGCACAAGAGCCAGCAGACAUUGCAAUAGAGACUCUUAACAACUCUUACUUUGAGGGCAGAGAGUUGCUUGUUGCUCAUUUCGUUAAGAAGAGCGAACGAUCCGCCAAUAAUGAUGACAAGUACACUAACUUGUAUAUGAAGAAUAUAGAUGAUGACAUGACAGAAGAACUUAUUAAAUUAAAGUUCUCUCAGUUUGGUCAAGUAACUAGUGUGAAGAUAAUGAAGAGAGAUGAUGGAACAUCCAAGGGUUUUGGGUUUGUUAGUUUCAAAACCCCAGAAAGUGCCAAGAAAGCAAAAGAGACCAUGAAUGGGAUGGCUUUGGGAGCGAAAACUUUGUAUGUGGCAAGGGCUCAAAAAAAGGCUGAAAGAAAGCAAUAUUUGCAGCUCUUACAUGAGGAAAAGCGCAAUGAAAUAAUCACUAAGAGCAAUGGGUCCAAUGUGUAUAUCAAAAAUAUUAGUGAUGAAGUUGAAGAUGAUACUCUUCGCGAGCGCUUUGCUGAAUUUGGAAACAUUACAUCAGUAAAGAUUAUGCGUGAUGACAAGGGCAUUAGCAAAGGAUUCGGAUUUGUAUGUUAUAGCACACCCGAUGAAGCAAAGUGUGCCGUAGGCAACAUGCGUGGUGUCAUGUUUUAUGGCAAACCAUUGUAUGUUGCUAUUGCUCAAAGGAAAGAGGACAGAAAAGCAAGGCUAGAGCAACGUUUUGCUGAACUUGCUACGAUGGCAGGAACUGCAAGCCCUGUGAUCCCCACAGAUUAUCCUCAUGUGUACUUUGCCCAUCCCAGUACACACUUUCCCCAGGGUCCUUCAAGGCAAGGUUUCAUGUAUCCACCCAUUGGGUUCGGCCAAGAAUGGAGGCAGAAUGUGUACCCUUCGCCGCAUAGUAUCCAACAAAUUCAUGCACCACUCAUGCCAAAUACUCCAAGGCAGUACAGAAACAAUAGGGGACGAAUGACCGGGAAUAUGAUGACUUUUCCCCACACUGUUAACUAUGUGUCACACGCUCAGACAGCUAAAGAUUUCAUGUCCAUGUCCCGGCAGCAAUUCGCUCAUGCAAAGUACAUUCCACCUGAUGUUAUGAGCAAUGGCCUGGCCAUCCAUCACGGCGGCCCUAUUUCGUCGCUGAAUGAUUCUUUUGCCAGCUUGCUGGCUGCUGCUCCACCUGAACAACAAAGGGAUAUGCUCGGGAAUAGGAUAUAUCCACUGGUCGAGAGAUAUCAUCCUGAUCUGGCCAGUAAGAUCACUGGAAUGUUGCUGGAGCUGGAUACUUCUUAUUUGCUCUCGAUGCUGAAUUCGCAGGAUACCUUGUCUGCAAAAGUUAACGAGUGUGUGCAAGCUCUCCAAGGGCAGCAAGCGGCAAAAAAUAAGCCUGAGGAUCUGGAGGCCCUACACCCUGGCUUCCUCGACUCUACCGGUGUAAACGCCAACUGAGAGGGUUCACAACCAGGCCAAGAACCUUCCAUUUUCUUUUCUGGACAGGGAUUUUUGGGAACUAGAUAGCCGUUCUUUCUUAUUUUAGUUUGUGGAAUUUUUACCGAUUGGACUUAUGAGUUACUUGUUACUUAUACAGAAUAAAAAUAUAUUGGAUUUAGCUAGAACCUUGCGAGUUUUAUUAUUAUUAUUAUGACAUCCUAUGAAUGAAUC